This is a messenger RNA of Cucumis melo (muskmelon), 903 nucleotides long. RefSeq lists its product as uncharacterized. Gene Ontology annotation, molecular function: protein dimerization activity. The transcript is spliced from 2 exons. Bases 1 to 903 code for a protein of 300 amino acids. NCBI's taxonomy places the organism in Eukaryota, Viridiplantae, Streptophyta, Magnoliopsida, Cucurbitales, Cucurbitaceae. The record is from RefSeq and is a predicted model, not a curated record.
AUGAUUAAACGACCAGGAGAUACACGGUGGGGAUCACACUACAUCACUUUGGUGAAUUGUAUUUCAAUGUUCUCAUCCAUUUGUGAGAUACUUGAGAUAAUCAUAGAUGAUGGAUCAAAUUCUGAACAAAAAUAUGAAACAAAGGUUCUAAUGAAUUCAAUCCAAUCAUUUGACUUCGUUUUUCAUGUGCAUCUUAUGAAAACUAUCUUGGGAAUCACAAAUGAUUUAUCUCAAGUACUACAGAGAAAAGAUCAGGAUAUUGUGAAUGCAAUGAAUUUGGUCAAGAUUUGUAAAGUAAGAUUACAGUUAAUGAGAGAGUCAGGAUGGCAAUCAUUGUUGGAUGAAGUUUCAAGUUUUUGUAAUAAGCAUGUUAUUGACAUGCAACUUCAAGAGUUAAAUAAUCGUUUCAGUGAGAAAAGCACCGAGUUGCUUCUUUGUGUGGCAUGUCUCAAUCCAAGCAACUCAUUUACUGCUUUUGACAGACAAAAGCUCAUUUGCCUUGCACAAUUUUAUCCUAGAGAUUUUUCAACUACGGAGCUUCUUAUUCUUGAAGAUCAGCUUCAAAAUUACAUCAUUGAUGUGUGUUCAGAUAAUAUGUUUGUUAGGUUAACAAGUAUUGGUGAUCUUUCUCAAAAAAUGGUGAUAACAGCUAAAGAUAAAGUUUACCCGUUAGUCUAUCGGUUGCUUACCUUAGCAUUGAUCUUACCAGUUACAACGGCUACUAUGGAGAGGACAUUUUCUGCUAUGAGCAUUAUAAAGACUCAGUUGCGUAAUCGAAUGGAAGACCAAUGGAUGCAUGAUUGUCUUGUAGCAUAUAUUGAGAGAGAUUUAUUUGAUAAGAUAGAUAAUGAAGCUAUUAUGUAUCGAUUUCAAAAUAUGAAAUCUCGUAGGGGACAAUUGUGA